Molecule: messenger RNA, 2841 nt
Organism: Gossypium raimondii (Peruvian cotton)
Lineage: Eukaryota; Viridiplantae; Streptophyta; Magnoliopsida; Malvales; Malvaceae
Product: phosphatidylinositol 4-kinase gamma 5
Exons: 2
Coding region: 562-2487 (641 amino acids)
Source: RefSeq, a predicted model, not a curated record
AAAGGAUAGAGCCAUACAGAGUUGGAAGGAAAAGGAAAAUAGGCAGUGAGUGAGAUAAAGAAGGAGACUUUCCUUUGUUUAGACAACUGAGUCUACUCGGACGAGUCUUUCCCUUGUUUUUUUGCACUUACCUUUAAAUUCUUCCUCUUUCUUCACCGAUUCUAAAAUCAACUCCUCCAAUUUAUUUUCUUGAAACUUUAAAUUUGCGGAUAAUCGGAGAUUUCUAUGUGCCCUUUAUUCGGAUCUUAACAGCCGGUUUUUUAGGGGAUUUCUACUGUUUGUGGACACCUUAUUGGAUGUAGUACAAGGAUAGAUCUUCAUUUUGGUCUGCCGGUUCUGUCAAUUGGGUUAUGUUCUUCUAUUUCUCUGAUUUAGUUUUUGUGUUGGGGUUUUAGUUUUGGUUUCAUUGAUUGAUGAUUGUUGGUGAAUUAGAGUUUUCCGUUGUUCAUUUGCGAUUGGGUUCCCAGUUUGGGGUCUUCUUGGAGGGGAAGAAGCUCUCUUCUAGUGUUGCUUCUGCCUCCAACUGCCACGAAACCGGUGAUCGGUUUUUGUAGACAUUUUAUGUCUCGCAAGUUGGACAGUCUUGUUCAAACUCAGAUGGCAGUGGCAGUGUUCAAAAGUCCUCUUAGAGGGGAAUAUCCUAGGAACAAUAGAAUGGAAGGGAAACAACCUGUUGGGAGGAGACGGGUUUUUGUGCAAACAGAGACCGGUUGUGUAUUGGGCAUGGAGUUGGAUCGCAGUGACAGUGCUCAUACAGUUAAAAGAAGGUUGCAGGUUGCCCUCAAUUUCCCUGCCGAGCAAAGCUCGCUGACUUUUGGGGAUGUGGAGUUGAAGAAUGAUCUUAGUGCCAUUCGGAACGACUCUCCGCUUCUCUUAACAAGGAACUAUCUACACAGAAGCUCCUCUACUCCCUGUCUUUCGCCUACCGGAAAAGAUCUUCAGCAGAGAGAUAAAAGUGGUCCUAUUGAGAUACUGGGACAUUCUGAUAGCUUUAACGUAUUAAAAGUUGUGGUGAAGGACAUUGUUAAGGCAAUUAAGAUGGGUGUUGAUCCAGUUCCUGUUCAUAGUGGUCUGGGGGGUGCCUACUACUUUAGGAAUCCUAGAGGUGAGAAUGUUGCUAUUGUGAAGCCGACAGAUGAAGAACCUUUUGCACCAAACAAUCCAAAAGGCUUUGUUGGUAAAGCCCUUGGUCAACCAGGUUUGAAACGUUCGGUUCGUGUGGGGGAGACUGGUUUCAGAGAAGUUGUUGCCUACCUUCUGGACCAUGAUCAUUUUGCCAAUGUGCCACCAACCGCGCUGGUGAAGAUUACUCACUCAGUCUUCAACGUUAAUGAUGGUGUGAAUAGAAAUAGGCCUCACAAGAAUCUGGUUAGCAAGAUUGCAUCGUGCCAACAGUUUAUUCGGCAUGAUUUUGAUGCUAGUGAUCAUGGAACUUCAAGCUUCCCUGUUUCUUCUGUGCACCGCAUAGGAAUACUUGAUAUACGUAUAUUCAACACGGACAGGCAUGCAGGAAAUCUUUUAGUGAGAAAGCUUGAUGGUAUUGGAAGGUUUGGUCAGAUGGAACUCAUUCCUAUUGAUCACGGCCUUUGCUUGCCAGAAACUUUGGAGGAUCCAUACUUUGAGUGGAUUCAUUGGCCUCAGGCUUCAAUUCCUUUCUCCGAGGAUGAACUUGAGUAUAUACAGAAGCUUGAUCCUAUGAAGGAUUGUGAGAUGCUGCGAAGGGAACUCCCCAUGAUUCGGGAGGCUUGCCUACGCGUUUUGGUACUCUGCACUAUUUUCCUCAAGGAAGCUGCUGCUUUUGGUCUCUGUCUUGCUGAAAUUGGUGAGAUGAUGAGUAGAGAAUUCCGGGCUGGAGAGGAGGAACCUAGUGAGCUAGAAGUUAUUUGUCUUGAGGCAAGGAGGUUGAUAGCAGAGAGGGAGCUGUCAUCCCCUAAGUCUGAUGUGCGAGAUGCAGAGUUCCAAUUUGAUAUCGACUUUGAGGAACCAGAGUUAGACUUAAACCCGAAAAUGGCUACAGAUGAUUUUAUGAGCAGAGCACCAUUCCAAUUGGGAAAUGGAUUUGUAAGUAAUCAUUUUCCACUUUCAAAGCUGGAGGAAUGCUUCGAGGAAGACGAAGAAGAAAGUGAAGAAGAAACCGAGCAGCCAUGUUUUUCCACUUUCAAAGCUCUUGAAAGGAUCCCAUCCACUUCAAAGCUGUCAAUGUCAUUCAAAAAUACCAGCUUAGGUGACAAGAGCCAGAAGUAUUCAAAAUUUUCUGGAACAAAGCAAGAAAAUGGUUACCUUAAUAACUCAUCUGGGCAUAGGAGUGCAAAUGAGCAGCUCCCAGGAAAUGUGAGCUUUGUGAAGCUGGCUGACAUGAAUGAGGAGGAAUGGACUCUUUUCCUAGAGAAGUUCCAGGAGUUGCUCUACCCGGGAUUUGAAAAACGAAAAUCGGUUACUUUAGGUCAGAAGCAGAUACAGAGGCUCGGUACUUCGUGCCAGUUUUGAUAUCGAGAUAUCUGUAUAUCGAUACCAGAUAGUCGAAAUGAGUUUUAGGAUUGUUUGCACUUGGUUCUGAAGGACUGUUAGGAGAGAGUUGAGUAAUAUGGGUUUGGCCCCGGGAAUUGUUGUAGUUUGGGAGCAGCAUUACGAGGAAUUGAUGUAAAUAUUCUUUGGCUUCAUUUCAGCUAAGUAGAAUUGGUUUUAUUUCUUCUUUUAAGGUCUUUGAUUUUGUUUUUUGUUUUUUGUUUCCUUUUUCUUUCACUUGAAUCACCUUCUUAUGGACCUUGUUUGAUAAAUAAUAUAUAAAAAGGGGGAGCAUUUAUGUAAAUAAAGAAUAGUUCAAUAUUUGUGUUUCAGAAA